This is a messenger RNA of Arabis nemorensis, 966 nucleotides long. The record is from the annotation of a GenBank genome assembly. Lineage: Eukaryota; Viridiplantae; Streptophyta; Magnoliopsida; Brassicales; Brassicaceae.
AUGGAGCCAGAGUGCGACAAACUCAUGAUGGAGUCUAUCAACAAGAACUUUGUUGAUAUGGACGAAUACCGUGUCACCACCGAGCUACAUAAUCGAUGCGUCAAUAUCAUCGCGCGUCUCUUAAACGCGCCGCUCGGUGUAGACGAGGCCGGGGUUGGAGUCGGGACCGUGGGGUCGUCGGAGGCGAUUAUGUUGGCCAGAUUGGCUUGUAAGAGACUAUGGCAGAAGAAGCGUAAGGCUCAAGGUCAUCCUUACGAUAAACCCAAUAUCAUAACCGGAGCUAAUGUUCAGGUUUGCUGGGAGAAAUUUGCAAAUUAUUUCGAGGUGGAGCUCAAGGAAGUGAAACUAAGAGAAGGUUAUUACGUAAUGGACCCUGAAAAAGCGGUUGAGAUGGUAGACGAAAACACAAUAUGCGUGGCUGCAAUCCUCGGUUCGACGCUAACCGGAGAAUUCGAAGACGUUAAGCUCCUUAACGACCUCUUAGUCGAGAAGAACAAGCAAACCGGCGAGUGGUGGGUUUAUUGCACCAUUCUUGUAUUCGAGGUGGAGCUAGAGUGGGAUUUCCGGUUACCUUUGGUUAAGAGCAUAAAUGUGAGUGGUCACAAAUACGGUUUGGUUUACGCCGGUAUAGGUUGGAAUAUCUGGAGAACCAGAUCCGAUUUGCCUGAUGAAGUUAUCUUCCAUAUCAAUUAUCUUGGUGCCGUUCAACCCACCUUCACCCUCAACUUCUCCAAAGUGGCGUUCUCACUUAAAGACAGUAGUCGUUACAACGAGUACAAAGUGGCGGAAACUCUCCGCCGCUUUGACUGGAUCGUUCCGGCUUAUACAAUGCCUGCGGAUGCGGAACACGUCACCGUCCUCCGCGUAGUGAUCCGACAAGAUUUUUCUCGAACCUUAGCAGAGAGAUUGGUCUCAGACUUUGAGAAAGUUCUUCACGAGCUCGAUAAUCAAGGAUUAAUGCCAUAA